AUGGUUCUCGUCUCAUCGAAGACCCUUAUUCAGGCGCACGCCGUGCUCGUCCUCGUGAUCGCCGGCUACCUAAUCAAGAACCCGGAGAUGAUCGUCGACUCCGACAUGGUGUUCAUGAUGGGCGAAGCAUUGAAGAUCGACUUCCCAUCCCUAUCGACACCCCAGAAAUCCCCCUUCACGUUCUGCGCCGUCUUGCUCUUCGUUGAAUCUCUUAUCGACCUCGUCCUGCUAUCCAACAUCCCCUUCCAUGAAGCUUUGGACGAAGCCCUACCCUACAUCCGACCCCUGCGAAACGGUAACCUCCCCGCUGAGGACCUCCAGGUUCUCCAGAACCUACCGGAAUACAUCACCAAGUCUCUGACCGUGUACUGGAGUGUUUGGAUUGGUGUCGCGGGAUGCAAGUUCGCUGUUUACGCCGGUCUUGCUUUCUUCAUUUACCAGGGGCGCGCCGACGGAGUCUCGACCUACACCAGUGCUGCGGCGCUUGGUGGAUUGGAUCUGUUGAAGAACCGAGUGGUCUUCACCUUUGCCUUCCUUGAGAUGAUGUUCUGGUUCUGGGCUUUCUCGACUCUCCGACAGGAGCGCCAGGAGCGCUUGACUAAGCUCUUGGAGGACACUCGUGACAUGUGA
Messenger RNA from Penicillium brevicompactum, 630 nucleotides. RefSeq lists its product as uncharacterized. The record is from RefSeq and is a predicted model, not a curated record. The transcript has 3 exons. The coding region runs from base 1 to 630 and encodes 209 amino acids. Lineage: Eukaryota; Fungi; Ascomycota; Eurotiomycetes; Eurotiales; Aspergillaceae.